Molecule: messenger RNA, 498 nt
Organism: Fusarium musae
Lineage: Eukaryota; Fungi; Ascomycota; Sordariomycetes; Hypocreales; Nectriaceae
Exons: 1
Coding region: 1-498 (165 amino acids)
Source: RefSeq, a predicted model, not a curated record
AUGUCCGCUGAAGUCUCCCACGGUCGCGGCGGCGCAGGCAACUUCAAGCCUGAUGAUACCGAGUAUGUCGACGGCGAGGUUGUUCGAACUGGCGUUGUUGGAAGCCACGGUGAUGGCGCGUACAGUUCUGGUCGUGGAGGCAAGUCAUUCCUAGCAUUGUACCAUUUCCGCAAUGUCCUGAUGUUGCAUUUACACAACAACACACGAUCAGCUGUCACAGAGCUCAGACAAGUCGCUAAUACAACUUCAUCAGGUGCUGGUAACAUCGCUGACAUAGGCACACCCGCCACCGAGCGCAAGGAUGUGGACAUCAUCCCCGAGACUGCUGUCCGACCAAGCCAAGAUGGCCGAGACUACCAUACCGGUCGUGGAGGUGCUGGCAACGCGCAGACCGCAGGUUCUGAGAAGGAGUCCGAGGAGCACGAGAAGCCUGCGUUCAAGACCCCUGUUGGCCUUGCUGACAAGCUCAAGUCCAAGAUCUUCGGCAACAAGAAGUAG